AUGACAGCUCCAGCAGCUGCGAAUCGGCUCACUUUUUUGUACCCGCACCUUUUCCGCGCGGGGGGUCGUUGGUCAGAACCUGCUGCUUCCCACGCCGUGCGCUCUUCCCGUCGCCGUAACGGUAACGCGCCCUCAGCACGGCCGCCAUCAUGUCAACAUGUGGCACACUUCACGACCCCUUCGGUGGGUAGGCAUGCCCCGUUUGCAAAGAGGGCGGGCAAAGGGAUAGAACCCAUGACGUUGGAGUCUGAGAAGCAGCAAGCGAAGGAGGCGGCUGAAGAGGGGAAGCCAGAGCAGAAGGAGAGGCGCACUGUGGAGGAGAAGUCGGAGCCGAAAGGGAAACCGAACGAGCCAUUGAAGACGAGGGCGAAGGGAAAGCCGAAGGGAAAAGGAAAGGAGGAAGUGACACAACAAGCCGAGAGCGUGAAAACGAAGGCCGCCGCCGCCGAGACACCACCAUCGAAACCAGAUGCUGCCCCUCCUCCCUCUGGCGAAGCAACUCAACAAACCGCUCAGACCCCUCAACCCGACCUCCCGUCAACCAUCGAGUUGCCCCCGCCGAGCGACAUCGACCCAGUAACCCAGGCCAAGCGUGGCAGUCCUAUGGAUGAGAUCUUGCACAUGGGACCCCCCCCAGACUCCACCAGCGCUGAGGGCACCAGCGAUGCGGCUUCCAGCAGCAUCCCUAACACCAGCACCAACCCACCCAACGGCGCAACCACCGAUCCGUCACCCUCAACCUCCGCCACUAAGCCCCCACACCUCGUCCCCACCCAGUACAUCCACCACUUCGACUCUUACACGCUCGUCAAACACCUCACCGCAGGCGGCUACACCCUCCCGCAAGCCAUCCUCUCCAUGAAAGCCAUCCGUACCUUGCUCGCCUCCAACCUCGACGUGGCCCAGGCGGGACUAGUAUCCAAAGCCAACGUCGAGAACGAGACCUACCUCUUCCGCGCGGCGUGCAGCGAGCUCAGUGCCGAGGUGCGCAACAACCGGCGCGUGGCAGACGAGCAGCUGCGGCAGCAGCGCACCCUGCUGCAGCACGAGGUGGACAUCCUCACGCAGCGGCUGAACCAAGAGCUGCUGACGCUGACGGAUAGCGUGAGGGGGAUGUUUAAUGACCGGGGUAUGGCGGUGCGGGAGGAGCAUAAGACUGUCGAGAGCCGGAUCCAACAAAUCAACUACAAAAUCUCCGUAACCCUCAACAGCGACGCCAAAUCCGACAUCGAGGCCCUACGCUGGGUUCUCAUCCGCCGCUCCGUGCUCGGCAUCAUCUUCAUGGCCGUGCUCACGCUCGGCACGCUGCGGUAUGCGACCUAUGUCGGCCACCGUCGCACGCAAGAGGCCCUCGAGGCCGACCGCCGUGCCCGUGAGGCUGAGGAGAUGAAGAAGCAUGAUGGACGGUCGGAUCAGUCGCCGGGGCCGGAUGCGGCUGAGAUUUUGGCUGCGAGUUAG
This is a messenger RNA of Dichotomopilus funicola, 1458 nucleotides long. RefSeq lists its product as uncharacterized. NCBI's taxonomy places the organism in Eukaryota, Fungi, Ascomycota, Sordariomycetes, Sordariales, Chaetomiaceae. The record is from RefSeq and is a predicted model, not a curated record. Gene Ontology annotation, cellular component: mitochondrion. The transcript has 2 exons. Bases 1 to 1458 code for a protein of 485 amino acids.